Messenger RNA from Ceratitis capitata (Mediterranean fruit fly), 5609 nucleotides. RefSeq names its product vascular endothelial growth factor receptor 1 (gene Pvr). Gene Ontology annotation, cellular component: signaling receptor complex. NCBI's taxonomy places the organism in Eukaryota, Metazoa, Arthropoda, Insecta, Diptera, Tephritidae. Gene Ontology annotation, biological process: multicellular organism development; protein phosphorylation; positive regulation of kinase activity. Gene Ontology annotation, molecular function: transmembrane receptor protein tyrosine kinase activity; ATP binding. Bases 322 to 5385 code for a protein of 1687 amino acids. The transcript has 19 exons. The record is from RefSeq and is a predicted model, not a curated record.
CGGAAUUCAAAGUGUUUGUUACGGAAACGGAUUCGCGCACAAGAAAAAAACCGGCAAAAAGUUAAUAAGCGUUAUAACGUCAGCAGUACGAUCUCUCCUUCACAGUGUUUUAAAUUGUGAUUAAACAAUAUAUUCAUAUAUAUAUAUAUAUAUAUAUCAAAUGUUUACAUACUCGUAUGUACGCUGUUGUGCUAAUAAAUACAUAGAGUGAAGUGCAUAAAUGAAAAGCAAGAAAAAAUCCAAUUACUUGUAUGCAAACAAGUUUUGAUCUUACAUAAAUAAUUAAUGUUUAAUUAAUUCAACACACACGUCAAUAUCGAGAUGAGUCUACCACAGACGACAAUGACACAACUCGCCACGAGAAGAAGGCAUGCUCAUGGAGGGCUCAGUAAGAGCCAAUUUAUGCUCUUUAUACUUUUAAACGUGUUAUGGACAAUAGAAGCUGCACCAAAACCGUUACCCAACAGUAUCGAUGAUUACGACUUUCGACGCAAUGAUGCCGUCGAGUAUGGUGCACCGUUAAUUACACCACUGCUAGAUGAUGUUAUACUCGAACGCAACACAAACUACACAAUACGUUGUGAGGCCAAUGAGACAAUCGAUUGGAAAGUACCAUUUUAUACAUACAACAAUGCGGUGCAAACAUUCGACACCGGCGAUGCCAAACGUCCCUAUGGCAGCAUACUAUAUCUAAUGGAUAUUUCGCACUCCAAUUUGGGUAAUUACUAUUGCGUAAAGAAGUCAAGUGUGAAAAAUGGCAUAGAUAAUGUGUCGGAUGAGGAACUGGUAGAAUUGGUUAAUAACAAUAAAGCAUCAUCAAUUUAUAUAUACGUGAAUGAUCCGUCAUAUUUAAUAUCGCAAAACGAGUUUCCCGUGAUAACCGCCUAUCAAUAUCAGGACACAGUGAUACCGUGCAAGCCAACAAUGCCUGACAUUGAAGUACUCCUAACAACAUCGCAUGGUGAAACAUUUUCCAGUGAAAGUACCGGCCGCUAUCAUCCACAGCGCGGUUUCGUCGUCGAAAUACGCGGCAUUACGGACAGCGGCAGCUAUAUAUGCCGACCAAAAGUGCCGUCGCCCGAAAAUGAAGAGGAGGAAAUAACCUUUGAGAUCCAUUUUGUUGGUAACGAACCUAUUAAUCCAACGGAAAAACCAUCGGUGGAGGUUACACUAGCUACAAUCGAUAGCAAAAAUAUCGUUAGCAUCGAAACGAUAACGCACAACGUCAAACAAAAUAUAACCUUAAAAUCUAAACGCAUUUAUAUACCCAGAACAAGCCGAAGCACGAAAUACAAUACAAAUAUGAAUUUGGAUGUGGAUGGGGAUGUGGAUGUUGAUAUUAAUGUUGGCUCUUUUAAUUAUGGUGCUGGAAAUAAUACUGAUGAGUAUAAGCAAAUGUUUGGCGCUGAAAAUUCUAACCAAAAAAUCCUAACAGAUGUUGUGGGUGUUGCUGCUAAUGCUAAUGGUGACGGUUACAGUACAACACACGCGACAACUAUAAAAAAUUUUAAUGAAAAUUUGGUGAAUAUUAAAAAUGGCGAAAAUAUUAUUUAUGAACAACAUCGUUCAAGCUCAAGCUCAAGCGUCACAAAGCGCCCUGCGCUUCUUAAACGCGUUGCGCCAACUACACGAUGGCAGGCUUCAAGAGUCUCUAAUUCAGGGCGCUCGAGUACGAAAUAUAUCGAAAAGCCGAUUAUAACCUCAAAUUCCCGUGGACAUGUGAUCGUUGGCGAAAAUUUCACUCUGGACUGCUAUGUUAAAAUCGCCUUUGAUGUUUCCUACAAUCAGGAAUGGCAAACACCAGCAGGAAUUGAUGAGACGCGCAUGAUAAAAUCCAAACCCACUUUUUUGAAUUCAACCUCAACACAUGAGCUGGGCGUUGGAAAACUCACUAUAUUGAAUGCACAAAAAUCGGAUUCGGGACUGUACGAAUGCAUCUGCACUGAUCACUCGAACAAUGUGGGACGCAACACUUAUCAAAUGACAGUUUUGGAUCGCGAUGAGGGCUAUAUAAACAUCAGCGAACCUUCGGGUUAUUACAAAAUCGCCGGUAGUGCGAACAAAAAGAUACAGAUCAAUGUUAAAUAUCGUGGUUAUCCAUUUCCCACGCUCACCUGGCAUAAGCCGGACAAAACCCAAAUAUAUCCGUCGAAAAAAUACAUCAUCAACACCACCGACACAUCGAUAACGCUGCAAAUAUUGAACGCCCAAUUGGAGGAUAGUGGUCAAUAUGUCAUCCGCGCUAAGAAUGAAUUGAAAGUGGAAGAAUUGCAGUUCGAUGUGACAGUGAACGACAAACCGAAAGUCACCUUGGAUGAUGUUUACGUACAGGCCGGUGAGGAGGCUCAUCUACAGUGCAGAGUCUUAGCGCAUCCAAUGGCUAAUGUGUCGUGGGUCUUUAAGCCGUGCAGCAUAACGCCACGUUGGCCAUCAUGUGAUAAGCGGCUGGAACAAAGUUUUAAUUCCACAGGUAGUGCAAUCUCUGGAAAACUGCCCAUUGAACGGAUAUACGAACUCUACUUUACGCCUGUUGAGCCGGGUAUCAUGCAUUGUUUGGCCAAAAAUACGAAGGGCAAUGUAGAGGGCAGAGGUCAUAUUCUGAUAGGGGACAUAAAUGAUAAUAUGACGAUAUUUGGUACGGAUGAGAAUAAGAAAAUUGCACGCGGCGACGAUGUGACGCUCACAUGUGCUGCGUUGUCCUAUUACUUCUCUGACGAUCUCGACUGGUACAAGGAUGACGAACUGGUGGAAGAGGGCAACAAUUUUGUCAUCACCAACUCCACCACCCGCUACUCAUACCAAAAAACUCUGACGAUCAAAAAUAUACAAGAUCGCGAUCAAGGCAGUUACGAGUGUCGUGCGCGAAAUGCUAACUAUCACGAUCUGAAGGAAAGCAAAUAUAGAAGUAUUUUUGUUAACGAACCUCUGGCACCCACAAUACGCAACAAUUGGAAUGACAGUGACAAAUUGGAGCGAAAACUUGGCGACGCCUUAGAAUUGCAAUGCACACCGGAGGCCAUACCAGCGGCUGAAGUGCAUUGGUACAAAGAUGAUAACGAGCUCAGCAACAACAGCUCUGUGGCCAUUGAGGAAGAAGGUAGCAAAUUGUUCAUUCAAUAUUUAAAGCCCGAGCACGAAGGUGUAUUCAAAUGUGUGGCCAUUAACCGGUUGGGUUCGACGGAGUCCAGUACGUCUGUCAAAAUUACAAAUCUACCAGGCCUCCGUACUGGCUGGAUAAUUGCCAUAAUAAUAUUUUUCAUCAUACUCAUUGCAUUGGUCAUCUAUCUAUGUGUGCGUGUUAUGCGCGAACGUAAGCGCCUGCGUGACUAUAAAGCAGCUGGUUUGGCGAAUUUCGAAGAAGGUGCCGUUGAACAUAUAAAUCCGGCGUUGACACUGGACGAACAAGCCGACCUGUUGCCAUAUGAUCGUUCAUUUGAGUUUCCGCGUGACAAACUCAAGUUGGGCAAACAAUUGGGCGCUGGCGCUUUUGGUGUGGUCUUAAAAGCACACGCCGAAGGCAUACGACCCGACGAAAAGGAAACGGUGGUGGCGGUGAAAAUGGUUAAACGCAUUGCCGAUAACGAGGUGAUGCGUGCUUUGGUGACGGAAUUGAAAAUUCUAGUGCAUCUCGGCCCCAAUUUGAAUGUGGUGAAUCUUUUGGGUGCCGUUACGAAGAAUAUUGCGAAGCGUGAGCUAAUGGUUAUUGUGGAGUAUUGUCGUUACGGUAAUCUACAGAACUUUUUGCUGCGCAAUCGUGAACGUUUCAUAAAUCAAAUAAAUCCUGAAACCGAUAAAAUUGAUCCAACAAUUAUAAAACAGCGAUUUUCGGAUAAUUUCGAGUUGCGCGGUGAUGGAACAAAAUAUGUUAAUUUCACAUUUACAAAUCAUCAUUAUGUCAAUCACAUGAAUAAUAUGAAUAAUAAUUAUACGGCGAAUAAUCGUAGAAACUCCGAUAAUGAUCCACGCUCCGGCACACGACCAGGACGUCCGAAUUCCAGCGGUUAUUUACGGCAAUCGGAUUUGUAUGAAGGCCAAAUGGACAGCUGUGCAACGGAGCAAACUGUAAUGACCACCAUACCAGAGGAUGACGAUCACAUUCUGUCCAACAACUCAAUACAGCCCGCUUGGCGUUCCAAUUACAAACCUGACAGUACCGAGGCCAUGACUAUAACCACAACCGAUUUGGUUAGUUACGCAUUCCAAGUGGCGCGCGGCAUGGACUAUUUGUCGUCGCGCAAAGUGUUGCACGGUGAUCUCGCCGCACGUAAUAUUCUACUCUGCGAGAAUAAUAUAGUGAAGAUUUGCGAUUUCGGCUUGGCGCGUUCCAUGUAUAAGAGUGAGAAUUACAAGAAACAAGGCGAGGCACCAUUGCCCAUUAAAUGGUUGGCAUUGGAAUCAUUUAGCGAUCAUAUAUUUAGCACCUACACCGAUGUCUGGUCGUUCGGUAUUGUUUUGUGGGAAUUCUUCUCACUGGCAAAGGUGCCCUAUCCGGGCAUGGAACCCAAUCAGAGUUUAUAUUUGAAAAUCAAAGACGGUUAUCGUAUGGAGAAGCCACCAUUUGCCAAUGAUGAGCUGUAUGACAUAAUGUUGGAGUGUUGGAGUGCGAAUCCAGAGAGCCGUCCACUAUUUAACGUGUUGGAGAAAUACUUUGCACGCAUGCUGGGUGAUGAUGUGACAAAUCACUACGUUGACUUGAAUGACACAUAUUUACGCGCAAGCACCGACAACUCGAAUCCCAAACAAACCGAUUAUCUAUCGUUAAUGGGUUCACCCGAUGAAUUAGCGCCACCGCCACCGCGCUAUGUCAACGGACAUAUAUUACCGGAAAUACGUAUACAGCCAUCCUCAUCUGAUGACUAUUUGAAUUUGAGCAUCGAUACUGGCACGACCAUUUUCUCACCGACACGUCCAAAAGAUUAUGAUUAUACAAAUGCUGAUACAAAUACAACACCAACUACUACUUCUUUCACCUUCCCAGAUAAUAUAGCACCCGCAGCACCGACAUCGACGUCAACACAACAUUCCCCGACAUUAACAAAUAAUCUCGAUAGUCCAAUGAAUAAGAAUCGCAAGAAGGAUGUUAUACGACCGGAGGAGAUACCUAUGUUGACGGGCACACAUCAUAGUAAUACUUCAGAUGUUGAAGAGAGUCCGGAGCAAGAACGUAAGUUUGCUAAAAAUGUAUUACAACAACAAAUACGCGCCAUACCGACACCAUCGCCGCGACAUCACAUAGCCGAAACGGAGCUGAGCAGCAACGAUAACUAUGUGAAUGUUAAAUCGCCAAAAAAGUUAAAUAAUAACGGCGCGAGAUCGGCUGAAGCAUUUUCAAAUCCAAGUUAUCAAAUACUAAAGACUGGUUCAAAAGAAGUGGGUGAUAAGUGAGGCGCGUUGGCAAAGAGCGAAUUGUAUUUAUGUAUUUAGUUUAAUGUGUAAGUUUUUCAUGCUCAUCGGACAAAUUUCGCCAUGGUUCACUCGCAGUCGAAUUGAAGUCGACUCUAAAAUUAAUCGUCACAUUUUGAGGUUAUAUUAUGUUUACAUAUGUGAAAGGAAUGAAGGAGGUUUAAAAAAAAAACCUAAUAUGAUUUAUUAGUUUCAAAAAUAUAUGA